Molecule: messenger RNA, 582 nt
Organism: Brassica rapa (field mustard)
Lineage: Eukaryota; Viridiplantae; Streptophyta; Magnoliopsida; Brassicales; Brassicaceae
Molecular function (GO): nucleic acid binding; RNA-DNA hybrid ribonuclease activity
Source: RefSeq, a predicted model, not a curated record
AUGGAGGAAGCGGAAAUUUGGUUUAAGCUUCAAACCGUAGAGCUGGAAGCAAGCAUACCAACGCCACAGAUUGCAGGGCAACCUCUUACAUGGACUAAACCGGCAGCUGGGUUUGUGAAAUGUAAUGUGGCAUGUUCCUGGUCAGAGGCUUCUAACACCUGUGGAGGGGCAUGGCUUGCUCGGGACUCCAAUGGUAAAGCUCUUUGUCACAGUCGUAGGAGGUUCAGUGGAAUUUCAUCUCUUCGUCAGGCGGAACAGAUUACUCUCUCAUGGGCAGUGGCAGCUAUGAAAGAUAUAAGAUGGCAACGGGUAAUAAUGGAAGUCUCCUCCCCUCGGUUACAAGACUUACUCUUUGACCCAAGAGGUCUACGUGACCAAUCACCAUGGGCGCUGGAGAUACAUAAUGCGCUUCUUACUUUUGAAAUGGGGUGUUUUAAUCUGGUCUCGAUGGAAGCAAAUACCCUUGCAAAAGAUAUAGCUACCAGUGUUACCAGGGACCAUAGAUACCAAUCUUAUGUAGCGUUCAAAGGGCCGGCGUGGCUUGAAGAACGUAUCCUUCAGGAAGCAAUAUCUGCUAGAUAG